This is a messenger RNA of Rhea pennata, 588 nucleotides long. RefSeq names its product cell growth regulator with EF-hand domain 1 (gene CGREF1). The transcript has 5 exons. The coding region runs from base 1 to 588 and encodes 195 amino acids. Lineage: Eukaryota; Metazoa; Chordata; Aves; Rheiformes; Rheidae. The record is from RefSeq and is a predicted model, not a curated record. Gene Ontology annotation, molecular function: calcium ion binding.
AUGAGGAACCUGCCCGUGGCCCUGCUGGCGCUGCUGCUGCCGGCGGACUCAGGUGUCCUCAUCCUGGCCAGGCUGGACCCUGCCCCGGCGACGGGGCUGGAUCCCGGCGAGGACCCGCUGAGCCCGGAGGGCCCCGUGCUGUGGCUGCUGCGCAGCGCCGCGGAGCGCGUGGGGCCGCCGGAGCCGGGCGCCGCCGAGCUCACGCGGGAGCAGGCUCUGCUCUACUUCUUCGCGCUGCACGACCACGACGGCAGCCGGCGCCUGGACGGGCUGGAGCUGCUGCAGGCGCUGAGCGAGGCGCCGGCGCGACGGGACCCGGCGCACCCAGCCCCCGACACGGCGGCCGCGCUCGUGGACCGCAUCCUGGAGACGCGGGACCUGGACGGCGACGGGCUGCUGGACCCCGCCGAGCUGCUGCUGCCGCCGCCCGGCGGGGCCCUGGGCGCCCCAGAGGUGCCGGCGGGGGCCGGCGCGGCCGCGGGCGCCGUGGGGCCCGAGCCGGGCGCGGAGCUGAGCGAGCUGGGGCAGGGCCCGGAGCUGCCGGCCGGCGCCGCUGCCCCAGAGCACACGGACACCGGGGGGAUCUAG